This is a messenger RNA of Hibiscus syriacus, 819 nucleotides long. RefSeq lists its product as uncharacterized. NCBI's taxonomy places the organism in Eukaryota, Viridiplantae, Streptophyta, Magnoliopsida, Malvales, Malvaceae. The transcript has a single exon. Gene Ontology annotation, cellular component: endoplasmic reticulum tubular network. The record is from RefSeq and is a predicted model, not a curated record. Bases 1 to 819 code for a protein of 272 amino acids. Gene Ontology annotation, biological process: endoplasmic reticulum tubular network organization.
AUGUACGUUGCCAUCCAGGUUGUUCUUUCUUUGUAUGCUAGUGGUCGUACUACAUGCAUUACGCUGGAUUCUGGUGAUGGUGUUUCUCAUGCUGUGACAAUCUAUGAAGGAUAUGCCCUUCCACAUGCCAUCAUGACAACAAAAUCCGUGGAUUUAGAUUGGAAAAUGAGGGCAUUUGGGGUUUUGCCAACGUUCCUUUUGCAUGCCUUUUCUUCUAUUGCUUAUUCUGCAUUUGCAAGCAUCAGAAAGAUGUGUGAUGAGAGGGACAAGAAAACUCUAGAAAGACUUCGUGCUGAAAGGCAAGUAAAAAUUGAUGAACUUAAGGAGAUGAGAAAUUAUUACAUUACACAACAGCUUAUUCAGAGAUAUGAUCUUGAUCCAGCAGCAAAGGCUGCUGCUGCAACUGUCCUUGCAUCAAAGUUGGGUCCAGAUUCAGGUCUGAAAUUCCAUGUUGAAGAUGGAUCUAAUCUUAAUGUCCUGAGGGGGAAGAGCGACGAUGUUGAGCUAGUACCAUCAAGUGGACUUCAAAAAAGAAAGCCCAGUAGACCCAAUAGUACGACAUGCACUCCUUCGAUUCAUUCUGAUGAUGAAACAACACCUUAUUCUUCUUCAAGGAAUGAGGGUCCCCGAGCUUCUGAGCAAGGUCAAAUAGUAGUUAAUCAUUGCAAUCCACAGGGACCUUCUGCACAGGACGAGGGAUGGCUUGCUCGUUUUGCGGCCUUGCUUGUUGGUGAAGAUCCAACACAAUCAUAUGCACUUAUAUGUGGCAAUUUCCACAUGCACAACGGACUUGAAAGCUUCACAGCCAAGUGUCCAUAA